Molecule: messenger RNA, 1158 nt
Organism: Aureobasidium vineae
Lineage: Eukaryota; Fungi; Ascomycota; Dothideomycetes; Dothideales; Saccotheciaceae
Source: the annotation of a GenBank genome assembly
AUGACUACCUCGUUCCCUCUUCCUCCCGUCAACACCAUUGUCAACGGCCACAUCGAAUCCACCUACUCGAAAAAGACUGGCAAAUGGACCGCUCCCGAAUUCGUCACCUCGCCCUACCUCCGUAUUCACGGCAUGGCCCCAGGCCUCAACUACGGCCAGCAGUGCUAUGAGGGCCUCAAGGCCUUCCGUACNCCCGACGACUCUGCCAUCACCAUCUUCCGCCCCGACAUGAAUGCCAAACGCAUGCAACACUCUGCUUCCUUUGUCUCGAUGCCCGAAGUCCCCGUCGAGCAUUUUCAAGAGUGUGUCAAGGCUGCCGUUGCCCUGAACGCAGAGUUUGUGCCGCCUGCUAGGACAGGAGCAGCCAUGUACAUUCGCCCAUUGCUGUUUGGCAGUUCUGCACAAUUGGGCUUGAGCCCGCCUGAAGAGUACACUUUUGUGGUUUGGGUGUUGCCUGUGGGCGUUUACCACGGCGUGCACUCUGUGCCCGCACUCAUCCUCGAGGACUUUGAUCGUGCGGCUCCUCACGGUACUGGGUCCGCCAAGGUGGGUGGAAACUAUGCUCCUGUGUUGAGAUUCAGUGAAAGAGCUAGAAAUGAUGGUUAUGGCAUUACUCUGCACCUUGAUAGCAGGACGAGGACCGAGAUUGACGAGUUCAGCACUUCUGCUUUCUUGGGUGUUAAGAAAGAGGGCGAGAAGACCACUUUGGUGGUGCCGGAUAGCAAGAAUGUCAUUGAGAGUGUGACGGCAGACAGUGUGUGCCACAUUGCACGCAGCUUGGGUUGGACUGUAGAGAAGAGAGCUGUGCGUUUCUUUCCAUCCCGACCCCUCUUAUCUGCACAAACUAACGUCUUCCACAGNAUCAACUACGACGAACUCAAGUCCUUCAACGAGGUCUUCGCUGCCGGAACAGCAGCAGCUCUUGUGCCCAUCAAGAGCAUCACCAUGAAGAGCCGCGGCGACACCUUUACUUACCUAGACUCUGACGAACCUGGUCCUGUCUGCCUUAAGCUGCUUGACAACCUCAAGGGUAUCCAGACUGGUCGCUAUGAAGACAAGUUUGGCUGGAACGUCAAGGUUGAGCAGAAGAGUAGAGAGGCGUUUGCCAAGGGCGGAGAUGAGACCAAGGGCGGUAACGUGGAUGUUAUGAACGCUUAG